AAGCUCCACAACUUGACAUCAUGGUGCAUUUUACUGCCGAGGAGAAGGCUGCUAUCACUGGCCUGUGGGCCAAAGUCAAUGUGGAAGAGGCCGGAGGCGAGGCUCUGGGCAGGCUCCUGGUUGUCUACCCCUGGACCCAGAGGUUCUUUGACAGCUUUGGCAACCUGUCCUCUGCCUCUGCCAUAAUGGGAAACCCCAAGGUCAAGGCCCAUGGCAAGAAGGUGCUGACCUCCUUUGGAGAAGCUAUUAAGAAUUUAGACAACCUCAAAGGUGCCUUUGCUAAGCUGAGUGAGUUGCACUGUGACAAGUUGCAUGUGGAUCCUGAGAACUUCAGGCUCCUGGGGAAAGUGAUUGUCAUUGUUCUGGCUACUCAUUUUGGCAGAAAAUUCACCCCUGAAGUGCAGGCUGCCUGGCAGAAGCUGGUGUCUGGUGUUGCCACUGCUCUUGCCCACAAAUACCACUGA
This is a messenger RNA of Odocoileus virginianus texanus, 464 nucleotides long. The record is from RefSeq and is a predicted model, not a curated record. NCBI's taxonomy places the organism in Eukaryota, Metazoa, Chordata, Mammalia, Artiodactyla, Cervidae.